AUGGAGUCCACCAACGGGCUUCUCUUUAUUACUGUGGCAAAUCCCGAUGAAGUGAAAAACAAAGAUACCCAGCGUGCCAUUCGAAGGCGAGUAAUGCGCGAUAUUGGCCGAUCGCGGCGAAAGCCCAAAAGCCAACCUGCCGUCACCUUCAUUGGACAGCCACAUCAAAUAGACCAUAAUCAGAAGGAUUUCUUAUGUCCCGCCUUGGAAUCAAGCCCGUUACCUAUAGACCUUGAUAACAGGGCCCGGCAGUUAGCCCAUUUCAUGCAAUCGGAGGCCGACUACAGAUAUCGCCCGUUCAGGGGCAUCUGGUUUGAGAUGGCCUUAAGAGAUGGUAGCGCUUUCAAAUUGUCAAUGGCCAACGCGGCGAUGUUUCUGGAUGAAGCCCAUCAUCCUACAACAUUCAAGUACGAACGCAGUGCGGAGGCUCUCGCUUACUACGGCGAAAGUGUGAGGCAAGUGACAAGGCGAUUGGCUGACCCAAUUGAUCGCGCAAGUGAGGGCCUGAUGACUGCUGUGCUGGGCCUCAUAUGCCAUGAUUUAUACGUUGGGACCCUAGAUCGCUGGGCUUAUCAUAUACAAGGCUUGAAACAUAUUAUCCAGCUCAGAAAUGGAUUCUGCGGCCUAAAUGGUAACCUCCAACUUUUCGCUUCUUGGUUUGAUGUGGUGGGAUCAGUGGUCAAGGACACUCCGCCUCUUACCGAAAACCCCAUCAUUCUGCAAGAUCCUUGA
Molecule: messenger RNA, 732 nt
Organism: Penicillium chermesinum
Lineage: Eukaryota; Fungi; Ascomycota; Eurotiomycetes; Eurotiales; Aspergillaceae
Exons: 4
Coding region: 1-732 (243 amino acids)
Source: RefSeq, a predicted model, not a curated record